This is a messenger RNA of Magallana angulata, 780 nucleotides long. Its product is annotated as mitochondrial import receptor subunit TOM20 homolog. NCBI's taxonomy places the organism in Eukaryota, Metazoa, Mollusca, Bivalvia, Ostreida, Ostreidae. Gene Ontology annotation, cellular component: mitochondrial outer membrane; mitochondrial outer membrane translocase complex. Gene Ontology annotation, molecular function: transmembrane protein transporter activity. Gene Ontology annotation, biological process: protein import into mitochondrial matrix; tRNA import into mitochondrion; protein targeting. The transcript is spliced from 5 exons. The coding region runs from base 40 to 570 and encodes 176 amino acids. The record is from RefSeq and is a predicted model, not a curated record.
CAUUGAUUAUUUUUUACCCACUACACUUAAUCUUUGAAAAUGAGUUCUGUUGUGUCAAAUUUAUAUUCUAACUCGAUUGUUAAAUAUGCGGUUGCAGGGGCUGGUCUGUGUUUCCUGGGGUAUUGCAUUUACUUUGAUAGCAAACGCAGAAACCAUCCAGAUUUCAAGAAAAAACUGAGAGAACGACGAAAGAAAUCGAAUUCAACAAAAUCUUCAAAAACUGGUAGUAUUCAGCUUCCAGAUUUACAGAAUCAAGAAGCUGUACAGAAAUUUUUCUUUGAACAAGUUCAACUCGGAGAAGAGUUGCUGGCAGCAGGUGAUGUGGAGAAUGCUGUAGAACACCUGAGCAAUGCUGUGCCAUUGUGUGGACAACCUCAGCAACUCCUGCAGGUGCUUGAACAGACAUUACCUCCUCAAGUUUUCCAGCUUCUAGUUCAGAAACUCCCAGAAGUUAACAAGCGAUAUGCAUCCAUGUUUGCCUCUUCAAUGGCAAUGCCAUCAGCUGCAUCGGCUGCACCAGGUGCCUCAAAAGGGCCAACCCUCACUUUAGCUGAAGAUGAUGUUGAAUGAAAUCAUAGGAGAAAAACUUGCCACCUGUUCUUAUGUACAUGUAAUAAAGACAAAAUACAUUUACAUGUGCUACCAUGGACCAAUUCUUUGUUUGUACAUUUGUAAUGUAUAAGUUUCUUCAAAAUAAUUGAAAAGACAGUACAACAGUGUACUGGUAUUAUGUGUGAUACAUAUAUAUUAAUUUUUGUUAAAUACAUGUAUAUGUGUCAA